GAUUCUGGUUUAGGGAAACAAUUUAUCAUUGAUACGCUAUUUUAUUGUGAAAUUAGUAUUACCUUUCUGAAUCGUAAUUAAAUUGUUGCGUUGGCCUUUUAAAUUCUUAAUUGUGCUCGUUAAUUGUUCAACCUCCUCUUCUCACCUUGGCACUUGAAUAGAACCAGGUAAACAUUUGUCAUUUUCCACCAGAUUUCAUCACUCAUUUCAUUUCUGUUGCAUCCAAAUGGAGGCUCUUCUUGAAGACUACAUCAGUCCUGAUGAUUUGAAAGGAUUUGAAUGUAAUUACCACGAAAGUCGUAAAAAUGGAACACUCACUUCCCAGACACAAUUCGAAUAUGCCUGGUGUUUAAUUCGAAGUAAAUAUCGAGCAGAUAUCAACCGAGGAAUCGUUCUACUGGAAGAGUUGUGUCAUAGUCAAGCUGGUGAAGAGAAACGCGAUUAUUUGUUUUAUCUCGCGAUCGCAAACACAAAAAUCGCCGAUUACAGUCGAGCUUUGGACUGUAUCGAUAAGUUUCUUCUAGCAGAGCCAAGUAAUAGACAAGCAUCCGAAUUGAAGAAGAUAAUCAAAGACAGAAUCAAACGAGAUGGGCUAAAAGGAGCAGCGAUCGCCGGUGGAGCUGCUCUAGUUGUCGGCGGUCUUGUUGGUCUUGUCGGAAUGGCUUUGGCUCGAAAAUAACUAAAUCUGUUUAAAUUUUAUCUUUUAAUGUCAUUAUCAAGUUUUCUAAACCUGUGCGACAAUAUACUAGAUUUUCAUGUUCUAUCAACAUGAACCAUUCCUGUAAGAAUCAUAUAUUGUCAAAUUUGCUUAUUAUUGACAGUCUAAUCAACUAUCCAUUGAUUGUUCGUAAAACAAUAAUAUAAGAAAAUUGUGAUUUAAA
Panonychus citri (citrus red mite) is the source of this 881-nucleotide messenger RNA. RefSeq names its product mitochondrial fission 1 protein-like (gene Fis1). The coding region runs from base 227 to 679 and encodes 150 amino acids. Gene Ontology annotation, molecular function: protein binding. Gene Ontology annotation, cellular component: peroxisomal membrane; mitochondrial outer membrane. The transcript has 2 exons. Lineage: Eukaryota; Metazoa; Arthropoda; Arachnida; Trombidiformes; Tetranychidae. Gene Ontology annotation, biological process: mitochondrial fragmentation involved in apoptotic process; peroxisome fission; mitochondrial fission. The record is from RefSeq and is a predicted model, not a curated record.